AUGGCCAACUACACGCGUCCCGGAUUGCUCAUAGAAAUCCCAGCAGAUUUAGCUCUCGAUGUGCACAUUUCUCAAAGAACCCGGCAAGUCACGGCAGAUGAGAUAUACGGAAUCUGCGGCAGUGCAUAUCCCCAAUGUGGUCGACAAGGGAGUGAAUCGCGGAUAUAUUCUGUGAGCACAAUAUCCAUUGAGUUCAAUCAUAGGAAAUCUGAGCCUCUAGAACAUGUUUCGAACUCAGAUGUGGCUGAACAACUAGAUGCCCUUGGUUUUCGCCACAACACAAUAAAACUAUAUGGUGAAUGGUUGAAGAAGCACUUUGGCGCUGAAAUUUCAGUUGACGAAAUUCAAAAAGCUUGCGACGCCGUUUUAGAAAACCAUUACGACCUUGCACAGCUCUAUGAGGAUCGAAAUCUAGAUUUCUUUUCUGAAAGCGGUGUCGAACUCGAAGUUGCUCGCGUUUUCACUGACUUCAUGUGGUCGGCGUUCGUUAUAUAUACGGCACAACGAGAUGCCAUAGCUCGCAGUUAUUCGUUACUUGUGUCAUUGGGCUACAACAUCGUUCCAAAAUUGGCUAGAACUCUACAUCCUGACUUCCUAGUACGAUAA
Messenger RNA from Exophiala aquamarina CBS 119918, 606 nucleotides. RefSeq lists its product as uncharacterized. The record is from RefSeq and is a predicted model, not a curated record. The transcript is spliced from 2 exons. Lineage: Eukaryota; Fungi; Ascomycota; Eurotiomycetes; Chaetothyriales; Herpotrichiellaceae. The coding region runs from base 1 to 606 and encodes 201 amino acids.